Molecule: messenger RNA, 2929 nt
Organism: Geodia barretti
Lineage: Eukaryota; Metazoa; Porifera; Demospongiae; Tetractinellida; Geodiidae
Source: the annotation of a GenBank genome assembly
UGCACAGCGUCCGAUCACCACUGCACCACCACAAGAAGACGAUGUUCUCCGUUCUGGUGCUUACUGUGAUUGGCUCUGGCUUGGCACUCGCCAAGAUCGAGCGACUGCAGGACAGGGCUCCUGGGAUCGCUGAGCUCACGUGGGAGCAUCCGCACGCAGUCGGAGACCGUUACUUCACGCAGGAGAAGCUACUCAGCUCACUUCACGAGAAGCAGGGACAAAGAGAUAGACGUCAGUCAUCCUCUCAGCCACAGCAGAGCGGGAAAUUCGAGUUCCUCGACGGCUACCACUACGGCCUCAUCCACUACUCCGGAUCUGAGAGUGAAGUGAUAUUUGUGCUGACUUUCAAUACGGAUAGAUAUGGAUAUCCGACUGCUACGAACCUUUACAAGUCAGCAGAUUACGGAAGGAGUUUUGAGAAUAUUGAGGCCCAGCUGAAUCCGGAGGAGCCUGAUCCCUUGCUCUGGCGUUCUUUCUACGUCAGUCCUGGCAACCUAAACAUGUUGGUGUUUGCAAGUUUCGAGACAUCUCGGAUAUACUACACACUUAAUGAAGGUCAAUUGUGGGAUCAUCAUGAUUUUGAUCCACCUACCAUCAACCCACGUUCCAUGAAGUUUAGCCCCACUGAAGACAACUGGAUACUUGCCCACGAUCCUACAAACGAAAGAGUGAGUGUGUUUUUCAAUGUCCAUAACCCUGCUCUGGGUCUAUAAUUUUUGUAUCCCCAUAAAGAUCUACGUCAGUACCAACCUUGGACAGUCGUGGAAAAUGAUUGCUGAAAAUGUUGACCAAAGCUCAGACUAUCAGUGGGACGAACCAGGAUGGGACUCAGACGGUUCUGUUAUUUACUUCAAUCAGUUUGAUCCAGAGGACAGAGACAGGGGCAACUACACUGUCUCACUCUUCACUCAGCGCUAUCCUUUUGGCGCCGAAACGCAGCAGGAAUUCGACCCUAACCUCGGUCGCCACGAGGAUUUCUUUCUUCUUGGUCCGUACAUCUUUGCCCAGAAGACAGAAGAUAACGAUGACACUCACUUGCUGGUGAGCUACAACAGGCAACCGUUUCAAGCGGCCCAGAUCCCUACACCCUACGACCACCGAAGCUAUAUCGUGUCGCACAUCGAAGAGAGACAGGCACUGGUGAUAGUGCAGCACGAAGGAGGAUUCUACAAUCUUUAUCUCUCCGAAGAAACCGGCGUCUACUUCUCCCUUUCACUACGGGACCUUGUUGUGGAUUAUGCAAUUGACUUAGAGAGGAUUGAUGGGGUAAAUGGGACGAUGAUAGCCAACCAGUAUGUGAGGGACACUCCAGAUGUAACCGAUGCUCCAAUAAGGACACUGCUCACUCUGGACAAUGGAGGCAAUUGGGAACUAAUUCACCCUCCUGACUUGGAUGUGUAUGGAAAUCCAGUGAACUGCGAGCCACCACUCUGCUCCCUACACUUCGACAUGGACACCAGUGCCUAUGCAAGACUUGGGGUCUUUUCGACCGAAUCGGCCCCCGGAAUUAUCAUUGCACAUGGUACACUGGGAGAUACACUGUCUAGCAAUCCUGAUCUAUACAUCUCUCGUGAUGGUGGUGUUACAUGGCACGAGACACUCUCUGGCAGCUAUGGGGCCAAUGUUCUUGACCACGGAGGAAUCAUCGUGGCAGUGAACGACUACCAUCAAGUCUCAUCUACAGUUCUCAAGUACAGCUGCAACGAGGGACUGUCUUGGAACAGCUUUACUUUCACUGAUAGUGCCAUGGUAAUAUAUGGUGUGAUCACUGAACCUGGUGAGCAUACCACCAACGUCAGUCUCUAUGGAAUUGAGUCUUCUGGAUCACGAAACUGGGUGGUCGUUACUGUGGAUUUUGACCCCAUAUUCAGUAGAGACUGUGGAGAUGAUGACUACUACGAUUGGCUGCCCUGGGACGAUCGCUCAGACACAGACUGUAUUCUGGGGAGCUCCAUUGUGAUAGAGAGGAGAAACAUUACCACGUGUUGUCGCAAUGGCCGAGACUACGUGAGGGAGACUCAGUACUCUAUCUGUGAAUGCAACGAAGAAGACUUUGAAUGUGACUAUGGCUAUGCAAAGCCAGGUGAGGACUUGUCGGGACUUUGUGUGAAAGAUCCAGACGUGGAACUGGAGGACCCCUGUGAUAAUGAAGGCACCACUACCUACAUCGCUAGCACCGGGUAUCGUAAGAUAGCUGGUGAUGUGUGCCAGGGAGGUGACGAGAGACUCUAUGCUCCGUACGAGGCAGAAUGCUGCAGGACACCCACCGAACCACCUACUACCGCUAGCAUUCCUGAUCAGUGGUCAAACUUAACAGCUUAUCCUUAUCACUAGGGGCACAGCACUUCUCCCAAUACAUACUCACGAGCAUAGCUAUUUCCUACUCUCUGUUAAUGCAGCCACCAACACUGCGCCUACUAGCAGUAAGUGGUUGAGCAGUGAAACCCCCACCACUACACCUACUAGCUCAUCUGGUGCCAACUCUAGCCCCUCUAGUAACGCUCCUCAAACUUCAUCUAAUACAAAUGAUGAGAGGAACAAAGUGGUACUUAUGGAAGUGCUAGUGGGCGUGGUCGCCCUCAUAGCAGUGAUGUUUGUCAUCAUCAUUGUGAUCCUCUUCCUUAAGUACUUCGGUCUGAAGAAAAGAAACAACCAACUGCUCAGUUCUGGCCAGCACAGGUUUAGGACUGAAGUAAACAUGAGUGCUGCAGAAAGUGAUGACGAUGACCCACUUCUCCCUUGACAUACAUACAUAUUAUUCGUUUCCUUUACUGAGAGAGUAGAGCACAUGUUGUCUUGUGUAAUAUAAUAUAACAAUUAUGGUGUAUUUUGUGUAUACUUCAUUGUUUAUGCAUUAUGUAUAAUUAUAGUUAUGCCCUCGCAAAAUUGAUGGGGUUUCAAGGAUGUGAUAAAAUGAUUUUAAGCCAUA